Messenger RNA from Sorex araneus (European shrew), 3234 nucleotides. It is a transcript of the gene TPBGL, whose product is annotated as trophoblast glycoprotein like. NCBI's taxonomy places the organism in Eukaryota, Metazoa, Chordata, Mammalia, Eulipotyphla, Soricidae. The coding region runs from base 861 to 1982 and encodes 373 amino acids. The record is from RefSeq and is a predicted model, not a curated record. The transcript has a single exon. Gene Ontology annotation, cellular component: plasma membrane. Gene Ontology annotation, biological process: negative regulation of canonical Wnt signaling pathway. Gene Ontology annotation, molecular function: protein binding.
AACCUAUUUUCUCUCUAGCCCAGGAGGUCCCAGGCCGCUUCCCUCCAUCCCCCACCACACCCCACUGAGAGAGGCGGAGACCUGGAAAGGAGGAGGAAGGGGGUGAUGUCCAAGAGCCCCGAGAGAGCGUGGGUGCCCCCAGAGCUGGGGCAGGCGGGUCCCGGUGGCAGCCAGCUGAAUCACUACCCUCUCUGGGUCCCCGCGCCAGGGAAGGCGGGAGCUGCCUGGAGGAGGAGGAGACCAGAAGGAAGCACUUCCCAGGGAGCAGACCGGGAAUGGGGCGAGCAUCGGGCUGGGGGACAGACUUCAGGUCAGGCUGGGGUUCGGAAACGCGGGUCCCGCCUGGGCAAAGGGGGUGCCAGCACCGCCAGGCCUGAAGGCACCGGGGUGGCAUAGGGACACCCCCCUUCAGGCUCGGGGGUUCUCCAACCCCUCCCGAGCACCGCUUCUCUCCGCGACUGCCAAGACAGCCGAGGAGGGGAGCCGCGGGGGCAGGGGCGCGGGGCAACUCUCCGGGCCUCGCCGGGUCGCGGCGCUCAAACAUCCUCCCAGCCCUCGCGCGCCCGCGGUGCCGACCCACCGGCCCCGCGUUCCCGCCCCGCCCCGCCCCGCCCCGCACGUGCCCGGAGGGAGGAGGCGGCCGGGGCGGGGAGCGAGUCGAACUUCUCCGCGGCAGCCGGGAGUCAGCGCGGGGCGCAGCGGGGGCGGCGGCCAGCCCUGCCCAGUGAGCGGCCGGUGCGCUCCGCCGCGCGCGCUCCGGCUGCCCGUCGGAGCCCCCUCCCCGGGGCGCCUCGCCCCCCCCGCGCCCCUCCGCGACCGGCCGCCCCCCGACUCCCGGGCGGGCGCGGCGGGUGGGCGCGAUGGCCCCGCGGCUGCCCGCGCUGCUGCUCGUGGCGGCGGCAAUGAGCCGGCCCGCCGCGCCCUGCCCGUUCCAGUGCUACUGCUUCGGCAGCCCGCGGCUGCUGCUGCGCUGCGCGCCGGGCGCCGAGCUCCGGCAGCCGCCGCGGGACGUGCCGCCCGACGCGCGCAACCUCACCAUCGUGGGCGCCAACCUGACGGUGCUGCGCGCCGCCGCCUUCGCCGGCGGGGCGGCUGACGGCGACCCCGAGCCCGCGGCGCCCGGUGUGCGCCUGCCGCUGCUCACGGCGCUGCGCCUCACGCACAACAACAUCGAGGUGGUGGAGGACGGCGCCUUCGACGGGCUGCCCAGCCUAGCGGCGCUCGACCUGAGCCACAACCCGCUGCGCGCGCUGGGCGGCGGCGCCUUCCGCGGGCUGCCCGCACUGCACUCGCUGCAGCUCACGCACGCGCUGGCGCGGGCCGGCCCCGCGCUGCUGGCCGCGCUGGACGCCGCGCUGGCGCCGCUGCACGAGCUGCGCCACCUGGGCCUGGCCGAGAAUGCACUGGGCCGCCUGCCGCCCGCCGCGCUGCGCCCGCCGCGCCUCGAGCAGCUGGACGCGCGACGGAACGCGCUGGCCGGCCUGGGCCCCGACGAGCUGCGCGCGCUCGAGCGCCAUGGCGGCCGCCCCGCGCCGCGCCUGCUGCUGGCCGGCAACCCGCUGCGCUGCGACUGUGCCGCGCGCCCCCUGCUGGCCUGGCUGCGCAACGCCACCGAGCGCGUGCCCGACUGGCAGCUGCUGCGCUGCGCCGCGCCGCGAGCGCUGCUCGACCGACCCCUGGCCCAGCUGGACGACGCGCGGCUGAGCUGCGGCGCCCAGGACGCGGACCUGGCCGGACCGGAGCUCGAGGCCUCUUACGUCUUCUUCGGGCUGGUACUGGCCCUCAUCGGCCUCAUCUUCCUCAUGGUGCUCUACCUGAACCGCCGCGGCAUCCAGCGCUGGAUGCGCAACCUGCGGGAGGCCUGCCGGGACCAGAUGGAGGGCUACCACUACCGCUACGAGCAGGACGCCGACCCGCGCCGCGCGCCCGCGCCCGCCGUGCCCGCCGGCUCUCGCGCCACCUCCCCGGGCUCCGGCCUCUGAGCGCGGCGCGUGGCGCCAGCGGCUCGCGGGGGCGGCGGGGGGCUCUGAGACCUUUGUGCGAUGGCGUUUCUCCGCGCCCAUCCCAGCCCCGACGUCCUCAGGCCGGAUCCGCCCACCGGCCGCAGCCUCGGAGAGACCUCGCAGUCAAAGACCACCUCCCCGCCGUCUGACGCACCCUCCUGGACCACCCCAGAUCCUGGACCCCCUGCCGGGACUCGCCCGGAGGCCCUGUCCUAGGACGCACAAGCCCCAGGACCACCCCUAGCAGUCCUUCGGGCUCUGACCUCUCCGUCCGAAACAUCAGCGCCCCCACGUUAGACAGCACGGGCCCCCCCAUCCCCUUCCAGCUUGGAGCCCUCGAGCGGCCACCAGAAGGUGACUCUGGACUCAGCGCCUUUGAUCUCCUCCUGGACCGCCGAGGCCUCCGUCCUGCGUGGAGACUCCCACCCCGGGGUGCCCAGGGCAGGCGCCCCACAGUCGGCGGAUGUUUCCGACCACCCACCAACCCAGCGCUGGCACGCUCCACUCUUCUUAGACUCAGGCAUGAGGACCAGUUGUUGCCUUGUGUCUGCCAGCCCUGGGAGCUCCCGCGCCUACCGCUGUCUCCAGUACUCAGUGCUUGUCCCCCCUUUGCUGCUGACUUCGGCCUCCGCCCGCCCCAGUCUUAGGUUCUCCCUCUCGGCUCUGGCUACACCAUUGCUUGUACCCAGCCCCCACCCGCCGCCCCGGGUCAGGCUCCAGGGAGGGAUUCUUCCUCUUUCCUGCCAGCAGGAUGGGCUCCGGGGCGACGACGGGCACAUUCCCACGGGCAGAGGGAGGGAAAGUUGGCGGUCAGGUCAGGUGGGUGUCCCCUGGAGAGGAGGGAGGGGCUCAGGGGUGCCCCAGGCCUGGGGGCUGCUCCCUGGCUCCAACCUAGCCCAGAGACACUUCCACCACCGGCGUUCGCGUCACCCCCGGCUACAGUCGUUCUGGAAGAUGGUGGGGUGUCCCGGCAUCUCAGGCGCGAGCCCCCCUGUGCGGGCCCAAGCUCCUGGCCUCUGCCUUCUGCAUGAUCCCAAAGCACAAGUGGGGACAGGGGAGGGGCCUGCCCUCCCCGACUCCCCCCCCCCUCGGUCAGGCAGAAUGGCAGGCCUGGGGGGACUCUUGCCUAGGAAGUCUCCCCACUCCGCUGUCCAGGCUGGACGUCAGCCUUCCCACCCACCCCCAAACUCUUGUACCCCCUGGGCAGUUUUCUAUAAAGUCUGCAAUAAUC